Morchella importuna is the source of this 1419-nucleotide messenger RNA. RefSeq lists its product as uncharacterized. The coding region runs from base 1 to 1419 and encodes 472 amino acids. The transcript is spliced from 5 exons. Gene Ontology annotation, molecular function: hydrolase activity, hydrolyzing O-glycosyl compounds. NCBI's taxonomy places the organism in Eukaryota, Fungi, Ascomycota, Pezizomycetes, Pezizales, Morchellaceae. Gene Ontology annotation, biological process: carbohydrate metabolic process. The record is from RefSeq and is a predicted model, not a curated record.
AUGAAGACUUCUUUUCUUGUAUUACUCUUUGUCUCUCUCGUGAGCUUUGUGCUCGCCGACGGCCUGGAGAUCGUACCAGGUGCAACUUGGACAGUCCCCAACACUGGGAAUCACCUUCAAGCGCACGGCGGUGGGAUCAUAAAGAUCGACGACACGUUCUACAUCGUUGGCGAGAACAAGACCGCAAAACCCGGUGACAACCUCUUCCAAACAGUUGCCUGCUACAAGUCCAAGGACCUUGUGCAGUGGGAGUUUGUGAAUGACAUUUUGAAGGCCACAGCCGAGGGCAAUUCGGACCUAUCUCCAGAGGGUAUCAUUGAGCGACCAAAGGUCAUCUAUAACGAAAAGACAAACAAGUAUGUGAUGUGGAUGCAUGUGGACAAGCCGGGGUACGGGUACGCGAGAGCGGGCGUAGCUUGGUCAGAUUCGGUAUGUGGAGAUUACACAUAUGUGGCUAGCUACAGACCGCUGGACAAAUACGUGUCGAGAGAUCUGACAGCGUGGGUGGAUGACGACGGGACAGGUUAUCUAUUUGGAGAAGAUCGCCCCACGGGGUUGGUUAUCUUUAAGUUGUCGGAUGACUUUUUGACGAUCGAUUCGGAGGUUUAUAACUUCAAUGAGCACAUCGAAAGUCCGGCAAUUAUGAAGGAUGAUAACGGUGUCUACUAUGUUCUGGGAUCACAAUUGACGGGUUGGGCUGCAAAUGACAAUUAUUAUUCUACUGCCGAGAAUAUAGCUGGCCCUUGGUCAAAUUUGACUCUUUUUACCCCAGCCGGCUCCAAGACGUAUCAGUCACAAAGCUCCUACGUUCAACGUGUUGGAAAGACAUUUGUCUACAUGGGAGACCGCUGGUCACCCGGAAACCGCGCUGGCCUAGGCGCCUCCACAUACAUCUGGCUCCCACUCGAGCUCAAUACCGAAACCAGGACCCUUAACCUCACCUGGUACGAUUCCUGGUCCAUCGACCCACGCACAGGCGACCUAUCGUUCCCAAGCCACAAGGUUUACGAAGCCGAGACAGCAGAACUCGAGAAUGGCGCGACUGCAGUUCAAGCAGAUGGCUUCUACCAGAAAGGCAGCGGCGUCGUGGAUCUUGGCGGCCCGGAGAAUGGAAAACUGACAAUCGAGGGCAUCACCAAGAGCGUAAAGAAGGGUCUUACUAGUAUCCUGAUCAGGUAUAAGAACGACCAGAACGUAACUGCAUAUGGGAAGUUGAAGGUCGGAAACCAGAAGCCAGUGCGGGUGGCUUUCAACCCAACACAUCCCCAGGAUCCGUGGAAUUCGCCGACGGUGAAUAUUUCAGUCAUUCAUGGGUUCAAAUUUCCGGAUCGUGUGCAGAGCUUGACGUUUGAGGGCUUGGAGAGUGUUAAUGUGAAUAAUACGGCGGACGUGGACUCUUUUCUUAUUAAUGUGUGGUAA